Molecule: messenger RNA, 8173 nt
Organism: Plectropomus leopardus (leopard coralgrouper)
Lineage: Eukaryota; Metazoa; Chordata; Actinopteri; Perciformes; Serranidae
Gene: ric1
Product: RIC1 homolog, RAB6A GEF complex partner 1
Biological process (GO): intracellular protein transport; retrograde transport, endosome to Golgi
Cellular component (GO): Ric1-Rgp1 guanyl-nucleotide exchange factor complex; Golgi membrane; cytosol
Molecular function (GO): protein binding
Source: RefSeq, a predicted model, not a curated record
UGAGGCAGAGAGGAGUAAAAACUGGACGUUGUACCAUUAUUAAACACCGCUGGUCCAGACACCGUGAGGAUUGACAGGGCAUCAGGAGCGAAAGUUAAUCGACCCAUUAGUCAGCAGCAGCCACCUGAUCGGUCCUGCGCGCUGUCGCUGCGGUUCUGAUCGCUUUUGUUUACGGUUAGACUUUCGUUGUCUUGGAUAGCCCAUUAGCUUCAAGUUGGGAAGCUAGCCCGGGGUUAGCUGUGUAGCUCCAUCGGCUGCUUGGAGCUCUCUGUACGGCAUUCCCGGAUUGAUAGCAUCAACACACAGCAUGUAUGCGUAUUUAAAGUUUUAAUUUUCACGGGAUCAGCACCCAUGACUGGAUUAAAAAACACUUGAGGAGGAAAAAGGGGCACCGACGAUCUGGCAUUGCGAUACUGUUUGGAGUGUCGAGGCGGAGUGAGUUUGCCGUCAUGUAUUUUCUAACCGGCUGGCCCCGGAGGCUGCUUUGUCCGCUGAGGAGUGAAGAGGAGCCCUUCCACAUCCAGCCCAGCUCCCAGAGGUUUUACUUCGCCGUGCUGUCGGAGACUCAGCUCAGCAUUUGGUUCAGUCGGCCCAGUGUUUUGAUAGUCAGCUAUAUCGAGUCUGCAAAGGCGGCUGCCCAGUUUGGCUUCUACCAGAGGGCAGAAUGGAAACCAGACGACUCUAUGAUAGCUGUGGCGACUGCCAAAGGCUACAUCCUCUUGUUUGAUGUGCUGGGCGGAGGGGAUGACAAGUACCUCUAUGAGCCCGUCUAUCCAAAAGGAAGUCCUCGUGUGAAGGUGACCCCGGGUUAUAAGGAAGAACAAUGUGCCCCCGCUCUGUCUUUAGAAAUGAAGAAGCCUGUGGAUCUGGAGGCCCCCAUCACCAGCCUGCAGUCCCUCCAGGAGGACUUAUUGGUGUGCACCGCAGAUGGCUACCUCCACGUGCUGCACUGGGACGGGCUGGGCAGCAACGGAAGAAAGGCCAUCUGCCUCACUACAAUCCCCUUCUCGCUUGACCUGCAGUCUGCUCGAGGUGGUCCCUCUCUGGACCUGGAGGGAGUGCAUAUCCGCUGUAUGGAGUAUUGUGUAACCCUUGGCGGCUUCGCUGUGGUACUAAGUGAUGGACGCCUUGGCUUUAUCACACCGCUCAGCAACACCAUCACAGCAGAUCAGCUGCAGGGCGUCUGGGCAGCAGAUGUGACUGAUGGCACCUGUGUGGCUGUCAACAACAAGUACAGACUGAUGGCCUUUGGCUGUGCCAGCGGCUCAGUGCUGGUGUACAUGAUCGACACCACAACAGGAUCCAUGCAACUCUCCCACAAACUGGAGCUCACCCCAAAACACUACCCAGACAUCUAUAACAAGACGGGCCCAGUCAAGCUGAUCUGCUGGUCACCUGACUACAGCGUUGCCAUGGUUACAUGGGAGUGUGGCGGCCUAUCGCUGUGGAGCGUCUUUGGAGCUCACCUCAUCUGCACUCUGGGAGAGGACUUUGCGUAUCGUUCUGAUGGAACCAAGAAAGACCCCAUUAAAAUCAGCUCUAUGAGCUGGGGAGCAGAGGGCUACCACCUAUGGGUGCUCCCUGACAAACAUGAGAGGCGGAGGCAGGAGGAGCAGCAGGAAGACGAGGACAUGGUCCCACCUCCUCACCCCUCCCUGCAGGCUGGCAUACUGCAGUUUCACUUCAUCAAGAGUGCCCUCACAGUCAACCCCUGCACGAGUAAUCAGGAGCAGGUGCUGCUCCAUGGGGAAGACCGCCUCUACCUGACCUGCGGUGACCCCUCGCAGGUCCACAACACCUCUGACACACAUCCGCACACACACUUACACCCGCAUGACAGCAGCCCGCUGCACCAUCCCCCCAACCCCGACUCCUCUCUCUCUCAGGGACUCAGCACUUUACUGGGACACAAGCACUGGCACGUGGUCCAGAUUCACAGCACAUACCUAGAGAGCAACUGGCCUAUUCGGUUUGCAGCCAUAGACACAGCAGGCCAGUGCAUGGCUGUAGCAGGGAGGCGGGGCUUUGCACACUACUCCUUAUUCACAAGGAAAUGGAAGCUGUUUGGAAACAUCACUCAGGAGCAGAACAUGACGGUGACGGGAGGGCUGGCUUGGUGGAAGGACUUUGUGGUGGUGGCAUGUUACAAUUUUACAGAUCAGCAAGAGCAGUUGAGGCUAUAUCAGCGCUCCUCCAACCUGGACAAUGCCUUUGCGUCUGUCACUAAGCUGCACUCAGUCACUCUGCUGCUCAACGUCUUCAGAGACAUGGUCAUCCUGUUCAGAGCCGACUGCUCCAUCUGCCUCUAUAGCAUAGAGAGGAGGAAUGACAGUCCACACCCGACAGCCAGCGUGGAGUUGUUGCAGGAGGUGUCAAUGUCUCGUUACAUCCCUCACCCUGCCCUUGUGGUGUCCGUCACGCUCACCUCUGUGCGCACAGAGACUGGCAUCACAUUGAAAGCCCCGCAGCAGGCCUGCAUGGCAGAGAGCAUCAUGUUGAAUCUGGCUGGCCAAUUGAUCAUGCUGCAGAGGGACCGUUCUGGACCGCAGGUACGAGAGAAAGAGACGCCUGCCAACAACAAGAAGCUGCUACCAUUUUGUCCUCCGGUGGUGCUGGCCCAGUGUGUGGAGAACGUGUGGACCACCUGUCGCUCCAACAGAAAGAAACGACACCUGCUGGAGGCCUUGUGGUUGUCCUGCGGUGAGGCAGGCAUGAAAGUCUGGCUGCCGCUGUUUCCCCGAGACCAUCGCAAGCCCCACUCCUUCCUCUCCAGACGCAUCAUGCUGCCCUUCCACAUCAACAUCUACCCUCUGGCCGUGCUGUUCGAGGAUGCCCUGGUACUGGGGGCAACCAAUGAGACUGUGCUCUAUGACGGGCUGCAGGGAUCCUCUGAGCCACUGGAGGCGCUGUUUCCCUUCUGCACAGUCGAGAGGACUUCCCAGAUCUACCUCCAUCACAUCCUGAGGCAGCUGCUAGUUCGCAACCUGGGUGAACAGGCUUUGAUGCUGGCUCAGUCAUGUGCCUCCCUCCCCUACUUUCCCCACGUCAUGGAGCUGAUGGUGCACGUCGUGCUGGAAGAAGAGGCAACAUCGCGGGAGCCCAUCCCCGACCCUCUACUGCCCACCGUGGCCAAAUUCAUCACCGAGUUCCCCUUAUUCCUUCAGACCAUCGUCCACUGUGCCAGGAAGACAGAGUACGCCCUGUGGAACUACCUGUUUGCCGCUGUGGGAAACCCCAAAGAUCUGUUUGAGGAGUGUCUCAUGGCUCAGGACCUGGACACAGCAGCCUCCUACCUGAUUAUACUGCAGAAUAUGGAGGUUCCAGCAGUGAGCAGACAACACGCCACUCUACUUUUCAACACGGCGCUUGAGCAGGGCAAGUGGGACCUCUGCCGGCACAUGAUCCGAUUCCUGAAAGCCAUUGGCUCUGGGGAAAUGGAAACUCCGCCCCCGACACCCACCACUCAGGAACCCAGCUCAACUGGUGGUUUUGAGUUCUUUAGAAAUCGAAGCAUCAGUUUGUCACAGUCUGCAGAUGCCAUCACUACGGGCAAGUUCAACCUGCAGAAGACCUUCAGUAUGCCAUCUGGACCUUCUGCUAAAGGUCGGGAUGCAGAGUGCGCAGAGAACAUGUAUAUUGACAUGAUGCUCUGGCGUCAUGCCCGCCACCUCCUGGAGCAGGUGCGCCUCCGCGACCUGGGUUGCUUCUCUGCACAGCUGGGCUUCGAACUCAUCGGCUGGUUGUGUCGUGAAAGAAACCGUGUGGCCCGUGUUGAUGACUUUGUUUCCGCAUUGAAGAAACUCCACAAGGACUUUCUGUGGCCCUUCCCUGUUAUUCCUGUGGGGAGCAUCAGCUCGCCACUGAAAAACGGACGGUGUCGCACAGUGUUGAGCACACGGCUUUUAAAGUCGCAGUCAGCUGACAGCCUAUUGAACAGCGACAUGGACACGGCGCCCCCUCAGGCAGCUCCUACCAAUCACACCUGGCUGGACGGGCUUGGGCAGAGACCCAAAGACAUGGACGCGGCCUCGUCUGCUCACUCCAACCAACACUCACCACAGACUCAUGACGCGUUCCUGUCCCUGCUCACCAACAAAGUGGAGGAGUACAGCGUUGGCUCGGCCACAGACUUGACAGAGACCAGCUCGGUGGUGGAUGGUGAUUGGACAAUGGUCGAUGAGAACUCCUCCACUCUGAGCCUGAGCCAGGCCGAGUUGGAGCACAUCUCCAUGGAGCUGGCCAACAAAGGGCCGCACAAGUCACAGGUGCAGCUCAGGUAUCUCCUUCAUGUGUUCAUGGAGGCGGGUUGUCUUGAGUGGUGCGUAGUUAUUGGUUUGAUCCUUCGAGACACCAGCGUUAUAAAGCAGGUGAUCGGCUUCCUGGACAGUCCCGAGGUUCCCCAAGAAACUGUGCAGAGUGUUCGAAACGGCUUACUAGCUGUCGACACAUGGGUCUCCACUGACUGCCUGGGAUACAAACCAUUUCUUAACCUGAUCCAGCCGCAGCUACAGGAGCUGAUGGAUUCAGCAGCUGAGCAGGUGCAGCCCGAAGCCUUCCAGCCCACCAGCCAGAGCUCUAAGCUCGGUGGCUCCGAAGGGCUUGGAGGUGCCGCAGUCCCACGGGCAGAGGACAGUAGAGGAGUAGCGGCUCCGCUGGGCCUGGCCCUGCCCUCUAUCGAACCUGCGGGAGGUUUUCCCCGUCCCCCCUCUGAGGACUGUCCUCCUGAACAGACAGAGGAGCAGGGCGAUGAGGAGGGAGCCUACGACUGCACGUUAUCCUGAAGCCUGCAGCCUCCUCUGGACUCUGACCUGUGAACUCGAGGCAAAAGGAGGAGGGAGCAGCAGUAGCGGCUGACUGGAAAUUUAUUUUUGUGUGUGCCUGGUAGUGUGCGUGUGAGUGUAUGUGCACAGAAAGUACCUCUCCUGCAGGUUCUUACUUCAGUCAGUAUUAUCCACUCUUUAGAUUGACCCUUUGUGUCCAUUAGAACCCCUGUGGAUACCGAGCUAAUAACAGAGCGACAUACGGCCCAGCUGGCACAAAGACACAGCAGCACAACCAGAGACAGGGUUCAGGCCUCACGUGCUGUUAGACAAAAGGCCACCAAUGUCAGUUUGAGUGUUUCUACAUCAGGUUGUGGUGUUUGGAAGCUGUAGACCAGCACAGGAAAGCACCAGGCUUUUUUUUUUAUUAUUCCAAGACAGAUGUUUUGUGUGCGUAACUUUUCUUUGGCACUCAUUCAAGUGCAACUGGAAACUUUGACUUUUUUUUCACUGUCCAGACAAAAAGCUUCAUUGUUUCCUUUAGUUUUAUGCAAGAAUCGUUCAAAGACAAAACCUGAGUGUAUUUGCAUCAUGCUACAUUGCUAAGCAAAAUGUAGAACAAAGCUCUCGUCAUGAACCAUUUACAGGAUGCACUGACGUGUGUCUGAGCCUACAGUAAAGCGUGCAGUUCUGUUUGUGUGCACAAGAGGUGUUUCAUACUUUCAUACCUCAUAUGAUUUGAAGAUAUUUUGUGAUACCUUUUUUCAAUAAUGUAACAGUGUACAAGAUAACAUUAUUUUUCUAUCAAUUACACCUUGUCCCUCCCUGUAAAAAGAAAACAACUCAUGGUAUGAAUUCUAUGUAAUUCUUGAGAAGUGACGACCUUAAGAUUUCUAAGAAAGUGAUCUCCGAGAAGAAUCCACUGUUGUGAGUGCAGACUAGCUUUUUUUUUUUUUUUUACCACUGAUCAGUACCUCUGUUCGUGUUUAUUUUUAUUUUUAUUUUUCUAAGCACCAUCGCCCAGACUUUGCUGAAGUCCAGGCCCAAAAGUGUCUGAGCCAGAAUCAGCCCGUCUGAUCGAGUGGUCCAGAUUUGAGACGAAAAGCAGAUCAGUGUUGCCGACGUGAGCAGAUUUAUGGCCGUAGUGCGCCGUGUACACCAAAUCAUUUGAUGCUUUAUCCAGUUUUUUAUCACAAGUUUGCUUUUCAAUCUCCAUCUGGGAGAUUCAAAAUGUGUUUCCUAUCAUCAGUAAGACAGAUUGUUACUAUUGUUUUGUUAAACCCAUCGUACUCUGUAGAUUUUGUACCUAUCCCUUAUUCAAAGAGCAUCAUUUGAGUUCGUUGUGUAGUGUUAACGAUGACCAUCAUUUUUAAAGAGAGGAUGAGGUUGAUUUUGUCGUUGCAGCGGCUGUGUUUGUGUAGUUUGACGCUCAUUCUCUGAUAAGGAUUUAAAAUUUCAUCCAAUAUGCAUAUCACAUCCCUGAACCACUUGAGAUAAAUAGAUUACAGAUUAGUGUGCUUCUGUGUGGAUUUCUGAGUGCGUGUACCACAUCGUAUUGAGAACAUGUUGACAUGUUUGGUGACUUGUCGUCGCAUGCAAAUUGAUUUUAUCGUAUUAUGCUCAUCAUUACUAUUAUUUAUUGGCAUUAUAGCUGAGUGGUAAUUACUAUAUUGAUGCUCGGUUGGUUUAUAUGACUGAUAACAAACAAACUGUUCCAACUUUAGUUAAAGGUCUAGUGUGUUGGAUUUUGGGGGAUGUAUUGGCAUAAAUGGAAAAUAGUAUUCGUAAGUAUGUUUUCUUAAGUGUAUAAUCACCUGAAAGUAAGAACAGUUGUGUUUUUGUUACCUUAGAAUGAGCCGUUUGUAUAUACAGAGCAGGUCUUCUUCCUUGGAUGCAUAAGGAGAACUGGAUACAGCUUUGGAGAUGGGUUUCCCCCCUUAUUCCUGUGAAAGUUGCUCAGUGGUGCAUGAAGCCAAAAUUGUUCAGCUCCCGCAUAUAAAACUACCUGGAUGACAAGCACUGCUUCCGCACUAUGCGUCUCACAGAGCAGGCACACUAGAGACUUCUGCCAGCUGAGUCGGCUACUUCCGGUCACGCGCUCUGUUGACUUGAAUGGGAAUAACAAGAUUUAAUCAUGUGGCUCUUCGAGACUUUCCAAAUGUUGUCAGACCAUGUAGCUGAAAUCCUGAGAGUUAAAUAAGGCAUUUUGUGGAGGUUGUAAUGCUCAAAAAAUGUAUCAACUGAUUUACAGAUGCCUCUUUAGCCAUGCAAGUUAAUGGGAAAAUGUGACUACGACUACGAAACUUCAAAGCCGGGUGCACUUCCUGGGGGCCUGGCUUGAAGCCAAAAUCGCUCAAUUUCCACAGUAUGAAAUUACUCGAAUCUUUGCAAUGUGGCCACCUUAGUUCUCCUACAUACUUAACACAUGCGAAAAAUCUCAGUUGGUUGCAAUGUUGUAAUCUCACCACUAAAUGGCGUUAAAUCCUACACACUGGACCUUUAAUCAAAGUUGUGUAUUGGCCCUCUACCACAAGCUCUAAAAGGUUCAUCACAGAUAUGUCAGUAUUAUAUUGUGCAAUGUAUUAAAAUGUUACUCAGCUUUAUUUUUUGAUGUUCAUUACUUCUUUUCCCCAGCUGUUUGCUUUCCUUUUUCACAAUAGACCAAAUCAUAUUUUAUAGAUCAAUUCUUGCCCUCUUGUCGAUUUGUUCAAGACAAGUCGGUUGAGGUGUCUGCUGAAAUUUCGUUUCUUCAGUGGUCACCUGCAUUGUUAGAACACUCACUUUUAACGAAAGGGCAAAAUGAUGUACUGUUGUCACUCUGCAUAAAUCCCAUUUUUAGUGGGCCCACCUCCACUCUGAACAAGCCUACAGCCACACUUCGCUGCUCCGCUGUAAGCUUUACUUGACUUGAAAACGGUAACAUGAUGAACCAAAGACUUAACGUCCAGAGGCCUUCUGUUUUAACUGGUUGCUUCGAUUGAGCGCUUGAUUCAUUAUGCAGUGGGGGGAAUAAAAUCACAUACACCCUUACGCUAAUCCCUCUCAUCAGAAACAUAACCAUUGAUGCUCAAACUAAUGCUGACGGCAUACAAGACAAUUUCCUACGGAAAUGAAUAUUGCAGAUCUUUUCUGGUUUCUGUCUCUACGGGCGAGGAGCAGUCGGGCAGGUGUGUCUCGUGGUACUCGGGUGUCAUGUUCACUCAGAGGUGAACAGCACUCCCUCCCUCCUGUGUACAGUUUAAAAGUUUCACCUGCUUCCUGACUCAGAAUAUUAUUUCUGGGCGGUGGCAGCAAACAUCCUCAAUGCAGUGUAAAGAUACUCUCUUGUACAUUUGCCUUUUCUACUCAUGUUUGGUUUUCUACUUCAUUUUUUCCCUUGUACAUAAAGACCAAUAAAUUAUUUUUAAAAAUGA